AUGGCCCAGACACGCAACAACACCACCAAGAAGGCCAAGGCCUUCAAGACCAACAAGCAGAUUGCUAACAGGAAGGCUCCCGGCAAGGCUGCCAGUCGUCCCAAAGUCGACAUGAACAAGCUUUUCCCACCCUGGGGCUCCGAAGAAGCGCUGAACCAGACGGCAAACAAGCUGGCUACUGAUAUCAUCCUAGCCGUGUACCAUGAUAUCAACACCUACUGCCACAUUGAGAGACUUGCGGGAGAGAAUUUUUAUAAUUGUCAGGGGAUGUUCGUCAACAUGCGUACCUUCACAGAAGGAUUUAUCGAGCGGGAAAUUGGCAACUACAUGGCCUGCGUAGAAUCCUUCAAGGCGGAACAUGGUGAGUUUCAACCUGUCACACCUAACAGUAGAUUCCUAGAGUUUGUUUCUGCGCUCGGAUGGAAGAUUUUUGCUAUCUGUGCCCACGCCGAAGCAUUCCGACGAGGCAUCAAAGAAGCCGACGAUAGAACCUGGAGAUUCCUGAUCCAUAAGAUUCAAGAAAACACCUUGAGUAUUGAACUUUAUGCUCACAGCCGUACCCUGAAGUGGCGUAAUAUGAUUUGGAUUCACCAGGGCUACCCCAUUCCAGGCCUGCCAGACAUGAAACCCGAAAUCGAAACAUACAUGCAGUGGAAAGUCGACCACCCUCACCACACCGUCAUCACACUCGACGGUAAAUUGAAGGAGCCCACUUAUCAAGGCAAGUUACAGAAACACAUUGGCGAGAGUAUCUAUGAUCCCAAGAAGUGGGGUGGUUUGAAACAGGACCCAACGCUUCGCCAUCUGGCUGAUGGCAGUUCAUCUAACGUCGGACGCAUUUGCCAUAUGUGCGGCAAUCCUGCUAGUUGUGAUUGCCGCUUGGCAUCUCGAGCAGGAGAACUGGUUGAGCUGAGAGAAUACCCCGAGACGGGUACUGGUAUUCGAGUACUGACGAGAUUCAACCGCGGUGACAUCCUCGAUUUAUUUGUGGGUGAACUUCUUCCCGAUUGCGUAGAAGAUGUCUAUCCUUUGUCGCAAUGCGAUGAUGAGCCCUAUACGAAGUCCAAUCCAGCUCGCCCUUUGGCCACAAUUUGCCCUCACGAAUUUGGUAACUGGACCCGUUAUAUCAGCCACUCGUGCCGACCCUCGACGGCGUUCGUCACCCGCACCAUUGGAAACCGAGUAGUGUGCACAGUUGAAGCCAUCCGCGAUAUUAUGCCUUUCGAAGAGCUCACUGUUAGCUAUGGUGAUAAGUACUGGCAGAGAAAAGACCUUAAGUGCCGAUGCGGGCACUGUGAUGGUUCCGGAACUGAAUAA
Penicillium concentricum is the source of this 1317-nucleotide messenger RNA. Its product is annotated as SET domain protein. The record is from RefSeq and is a predicted model, not a curated record. The transcript has a single exon. The coding region runs from base 1 to 1317 and encodes 438 amino acids. Gene Ontology annotation, molecular function: protein binding. Lineage: Eukaryota; Fungi; Ascomycota; Eurotiomycetes; Eurotiales; Aspergillaceae.